CGCAAACGGAUUUCAAUUCGGAUCCGUUCGGGGAAAAAGCGUGUAUCGCUCAGAGAAUGAGCCAAGCAGCCGGCAAUGACGGACAGGCUGUCCCGGAGGAAGAGCCUGAGCACGUGAGCGUGCACACUGAAGCGUCAAGCUUCACACCCCAGCAGGCCUCCGAGCAGGCGGUCCCGGGCGUGGGCCCUAUUCCGGAAGCCAUUCCUAUCAUUCAGCCGCAGGUUGCGGCCAACUUCAUGAACUUUCUCCAGCAGAUGGCUGGAGCAUACGUUCCACCACCGCCACCACCGCCGCAACCAGUGGCGGUGGUCACCAUCGAGAAGCUCCGGAAGAACGGGGCUGAGGAAUUUCUCGGCGAUCAGAUCGCCGACCCCAUGAUCGCGAAAUGGUGGUUUGAGCGAACCAUACGGGUAUUGGGUAACCUGAGGGUUCCGCAAGAGCAGCGUGGCGACCUCGCAGUCGCAUUACUUCAGGAUUCCGCCUACGACUGGUGGAAGCGUGUGGGGGCGGACGUCCCGGAGCCCGUGCAGUGGGCCACAUUUGAUCGACUCUUCCAUGAAGAGUACAUUCCUGAGCACUUUGUCGAGGCGAAGCGGGAGGAGUUCUUGAAGUUCACCCAGGGUGAACUCACACUGCCUGAGUAUCGUCAGAAGUUUGACGAGCUCGCGGGGUUCAGGCAAGACCUCGUACCGACCGUGGAGAAGCGGUGCAAACGCUUCGUGGAGGGUUUACGUCCCGAACUUUCGACUCAUCUGAUCAUUUCUCCUCGAAGUGACAUCAACGCGUUGUACAAGAAUGCGUUGGACCUGAAUGCGGCUCUCAUUAAGAAGGCUGAAGUUGAGCAGGCGCAGGGGGCGUCAGCAGCACCAUCCCGUCCUCCUCCACCCCAGAAGGCGGGGACUAGUGGCAAGAGGUCCUUUGCAACACCGAGCAGCUCUCACCAGAGCAAGAAGGUGAAGUCAGCCCCAGCUCAGUCAUCUGCGUCCGUGCAAAAGAAGGGCAAGAGCAGAGAUGGGUUUCGCAACCCGAUUUGCGACCACUGUGGGCGCAGGCACCCAGGGGAGUGUUGGUACACUUUGGGCUUGUGCCUUGGGUGUGUGUUGAAACACGGGCUUGUCACGUUUUCGUACUAAAGCCGUGUUCGUUUUUGUAACAGACCCCAAAUUUACUCAAUCCCAUAAAUCAAGCCAAUCACCCCUUUAAUGCAUUGGUCCGUUGGAGCCUAUUUUGGCACUAUAAAAAGGGGUGUUUGGGUCUGCUUUUCUCAUCAAUUCACUUCACUUUAUUCAUAUUAUCCUUGCAUCCAAACAACAUUAUUUUCCAUAGCUUUCUAGAGCCAAUUUGUGAAGUUUGAGUUGUUCUUGAGCGUAUAUAGUUUACUCAACA
Messenger RNA from Cuscuta campestris, 1386 nucleotides. The record is from the annotation of a GenBank genome assembly. NCBI's taxonomy places the organism in Eukaryota, Viridiplantae, Streptophyta, Magnoliopsida, Solanales, Convolvulaceae.